ACUCAUCGCAGCGCAGUAGUGAAAUGAUAACGCUACGAUUGUCAUUUUACUUGUGAUUCCUUUUCUUUUCGUUAUUCUUAUGGGCAAGAAUGAUCAAAAUAAGUGGGAACACUGUGAUACCCUUUGUCACGUGGGCACAUACUCCACCUGAUCAUCAAAUAUCUUCGAUUUUAUUGUCUGAAGAUGGGGAAAGUGUCGCCACUGGAUCAGCAGAUGGGCAUAUUAUUCUAUGGAGCCUAGGAAAUUCCUGCUCAUGUGCCCCAAGGUGGAUGCUAACUGGACACAAGUCCUUGGUUUCCAAUCUGUGCAUUGCAGGAACGUCACCCAUGACCAAAAAUCAGUUUUUCUUUAGCUAUUCUAUCAAUGGCGAAAUGGCUGUUUGGAAUUGGAAUGACGGCAAAUGCUUAGAAUUCAAAAUGGACACACGUUAUCGCCAUACAUAUAUCAAAUCACAUCAAACAUGUUACCUUGAUUAUCGUCUACUAUUUUGUUGUGGUCAAUAUGCACAUAUUGUUGUAUUACAUGCUACUUCACUGGCUGUUCUAUUCACUUUGGCUUCAAAUUCACAACCAGAUUGGAUAUCUUCAUUUGUUGUUGUUACACAUCCAAAUCAACGAAACGAAAUUGUUUUAGGUCUUUCAUACUCCAAUCUAGCUAUAUUAUGGACGCUGGACGGUGAAGAAACACAAGGUGAAGCAAAAUAUGAACACGAAUCACGAUCUAUCAAUUCUCCAUCUACCAUAAUACAAGUUGAUUGUUGUCCACAAACACCACGAUGUAUAUUAUUAGUUUGUUCCAAUGGAUGGCAACUUUUCGAUGCAAUGACUUGUUCCAUUAAUUGUACAGUAUCAAAUCCAACAAAUGAUGUAUUAGUUGGUGGGAGUUUCAUUCAAUCUAAUGUGAUAAGUGUCUAUGGCCAGUCGGGAUUUAUUUAUUUGUAUAGCUUGCCAAAAAGCCUUAUUAUCUAUUCAAGAGAUUGUAUUUGCACAGAUGUUCCGGUGCAUAUAGCCACUUUCUCUCCUUGUGAUGUUAACAACAGUGGCAAUAUUACAACAAAAAUAGACAAAGGUGUAGUUGAUCAUCAUCAUGUAAAUUCAAUAAAUACUACUAUGACUGUACAAAAGUUUGGUUGUUUCACUUCAGCAUUUAUUCAUCCCAAUGAUAAUAAUCAAUAUUUAUUAGCCGGUACUACUCAUGGACAAUUAUUAGCUUGGUGUAUAAAACUAGAUUCAUUCGUAUUGAAUAUUGUCGAUCAACGAAAGAAACAAAUGUCAUUAAAUGAUUCAAUAGCGAAAAAUAUCCCUAUUACACCUCCAAUUAUGUGUAGUGAUCUACAUACUGUAUGGAAAAAACAAGCAUUACCUAAUGUAGCUAUGUUUUUGACAAGUUCUAUUACAGACUCAAAAUAUCAUUCAAAUAUAAUUAGUCCCAAUCAUUCAUUAUUAGAUGAUUCAUUGACAGCUUCCACGAUGACCAAUCAAAUAUUGUGUAGUGGUAAUAAUAAUAACGGUAACGGUAAUCUAAGUGUAACUGUUUGUAUACAACUUAAUCAAAUGAUCACAUAUCAACAACGUGUUCAAGGUUCACCCCCUACAAUUCAUCCAUAUCGUUUAGCUUUUGGUUUAUCUAAUGGACGUAUUAUAAUUGUUCGUAUGGUUGAUUUUUUAAAGACAAUUUAUUGGCACUAUGAUCAUCAUGAUGACAGUUCAGAUGAUCAAUUUUCAAUGCAACAUCAUAAUCAAUUGCCCAAAUUUUGUUUAAAUGGUCAUAUUGGUCCUGUGACAAGUUUAUUACAUCCAGCUAGUUGUGAAAGACAAUUAUAUCCAUCAAAUCAUCACAAUAACAAUGGAGAUGCUAUAACUACUACUAAUAAUAGUAUCAAUAGCACAAUUACAGGUUAUCAAUUCAGUCCAGAUUUUCUAUUGUCUGGUGGAAUGGAUUUCACUGUUCGUUUAUGGGAUUUAAAUUCAUGUUAUGAAUCUACUGAUAACAAUAUUGGUAGUAAUAGUAGUAGUAAAAAAUAUGUUGGCAAUAAUUAUAGUAACUCAUUAUGUCUAGCUGUAUAUCGGUGUCAUGCAUCACCUUGUAUUGGCCUAACAAUUGGUCCUCCUAUUUCAUCUGUAGUCAACAUGGUUGCUGGGAAUCCGAGACUUUCGACAACUAUUUGUUCAUUCGGUGCAGAUGGUUCAGUCUGGUUAAUUAAUUUAAAAGAAAAACGUCCCUUCCUUUACGCACGUAAUACAAGUAAUUUAUCUUCAUGUCCAGUUGUUGCUAUUGGUUGGAGACUAGCUGAAGAUCUUUUAUUUAUUAAUUAUUUAGAUGGUACAGUAACAGUAUGGGAUAUAACUAUGGGUUGUUUAGAACGUAUUGAAACAGAACAAUCAGCUAGAGAUCUUUUUGAACAAGCUCAAUUCAUUACUGAAGUUUAUCAUCCAUCAACAUUUUUAAGUUUUACAUUUUCCACUUUACCAUCAAUAACCAUGUCAUCAUAUAAGUCUAGAUCAUUAGCUGGCGUACCAAAUCAAUAUUCAAUUUAUACAUCAUUAGCUAUACCAUUUUGUGGUGGUGUCAAUUCAACAUGUUCCUGUGGUACAAUUCAUCUUACUGCACCUAGUCGAUUAAAGUAUUCAACAGUUGAUGAUUUACAAAAAUUAUGUACUAACAAUUUACCACCUGUACAAUUACAUUUAAUUGGAUCGACAACAGUAACAAAUAGUCAGGAUAAACUUGGUAUGAAUAAUAAAAAUCAAUUGAGAUGGAAUUCCGGUCCAGCUGCAUUUGUUUUUCAUUGGGAUAUUGAAUCACUUAUUGUUGAUAUUUUAUCACAAAAUUAUGGAGUUUCAAAUGAUAUUAAUGAAAUGAUUAACUAUAAUAGUUCAGCGAUAACAACAGAAACAACACCAACUUCGUCAACAUUACUCUAUCGUGAUGAUAUAUUUACAAUGGAUGUUACACAGGCAACUUUUCUACAAAUUAUCAUUUCGUUAAUUCAUCCAUGGGGUAUAGAUUUGUCAGUGGAUGAAAUUAUUGAAAAAUUAUGUCAUAACCAUCAAUCCAUAGAUAAGAAUAAAUUGAAAACCAUGUUGAAUAAUAGUCUACAACAAUUACGUACACAUGAAUCACCAAUAUGCAUUGGUCUAAUAUCCAAAUGUGGUUGUAUGAGUUUAAGUAUGCCUGGUUAUUGUACAAAAUCAACUACUGUAUCAAAAUCUGGAUCUAUUCAACAAAUACCACAUCCAUAUUGUCUUUCUUCAAUUAUUUCAACAAAUUUAAUUCUAUCAGGAGUUAGUUUAACUGAAUUAAUGACAUCGUUAGAUUGGAAUUAUCUUCUACGUUUAUCACAUGCAAUCUAUGGUGAUAAUGGGACAGAACUAUCAUUAUCAUCGUCAUCAUCAAAAUGUUUAUCUGAUGGUAAUGUAAAUAUAUCAAUUUUGAGUAAUUGGCGCGCAAUUUGGUUACAGUUUGGUGCAUUUCUAUCGGAACAAUUUAUUGGUUUGAUUUUGUCUAAAAAUAAUAGUUCAAUUAAUAAUAGAAAAUUACAACCUAUCCCGUCACCAAUUGAAUUGAAUUUAUUUGCACGUAAAUGGCAAGAUCGUUGUUUACCAAUUCGUUAUGCUGCUCGAACAUUAUUACUUUCAUGCUUAGAUCAAUUGUCAUUGGAUGAUCGAAAAUUGUUAGUCACUUAUUGGUCGGCUUUGCUUCCACCGUUCGCUCUUACUAAUCAAAGACAACAAUCGCAACGUCAAAUAAUUCAUCAACAAAAUUCACUGGAUUCCGCGAAUCGUGUUAGUUAUCAGCUUAUAGAUAUUUUAGCUAAUAAUAAUCAUACAGAAGGAAAAAUUGUACGUAAGCAAAGUUUGCCAUCAAUGAAUGGUUUAGACAAAAAUAACAUAUCCAAUGAGUUAAAGAAUUUAUCUAAUAAAGAUGCAUUUGUACAGUUGAAUAGUACUACUAUGAUUUCUACUACUACAAAUGAUAUUGUUGAUGAUGAAGUCAGUCAACAAUUAACAUCAGAUAAACAACAAGGUACACCAACUAAACAACAAUUCUCAACAGAUUCAUUACCAAAUCUAACUGAAUCUGUCAGUUUGUCUAGUCUAACAUCAAAUCUUAAUAUGUCUAUGGUAUUGGAUAGUUCAUGGUGGAUGACAUUAAACGGUUAUCGCAUAUCACCUAGAGAACAUGCACGUCUUCAGAGAGAUAUACAGAGGUGUCAGGCUAUCGCUAUUAUACUAAUGGGUAUAAUUGGUGUACGUUUUGGUUCAUCCACUAAACGACGUCAUCCAGCUGUUGUUGUACGUGACUUGAUCACUCAACCAUUAGUUAUGACUAAGAAUCGAACAUACGAGGUAAUGAAUUAUUGUAAUUGCGGUUUGGCAUCGCCAUGUUUCGUUGCACCUGAUAAUGAUGAUGACGAUGAUAAAGAAAAGUCAGAAAUGACAAAAAUAGUGGUAAUGCAAGUUCCGUUAAAUCGAUCAGAGGGAGUUCCAUUAUCUGUGCAAAAAUUCUCACAAUACACAAGUAAUCAAUCAUCUGAGAUACAAGAUGGUUUCGGAUUGGAUAAUCAUUAUCUUGCUAGAUCCACUUAUCAGUGUUUAUCAGCUUUAUUGUUUAAUGGAGGCUAUCCAGUUUUAUUGCCUACUGACACUUAUAAUCCUGAAAUUGAUUGGAACAAAUUCCAUGAGCAAAUUGUUGGCAGUCACUCCGAAGUAUUACCUGUAUAUGCAGCCAAUGCCUUGAUUACAUUGUUAACAUCUAAUAUGAAUAGUACGUUGAGACGAGCUGCAAUUGAUUUAUUAGGUCGUGGUUUUCCUGUCUGGGAACCGUUUGUUGAUGUUGGGCAUGUGAUCAAUGUUUUACUCUUGUUAGCUGCUGAUGCUGAAAUGUUGUUAUCAAGUAAUAAAUCCUGUCAACUUAUCUCAGAUCGUGUUGAUUUAGCACGUACAGCACGUGAAGCUUUAUGGGCUAUUGGGUUUGCACGACCGAAAUUGAUUACUUUGGUAUUAUCACUUGAAGUUCGACGAUUUGGCACUCAGAUUAAUGCAGCCGCUUCAGCAUUGACAUCUAACUCUGGUCGACCAUCAAUUUCAACAUCAUCUCCGUUGAAUUCUAACCAUAUUCAAUCAUCAUGGAGUUUAACAAAAUCACUUUCAAAAGAUUCUGAUAAUCAUCUAGUCACUGUGUCACGUCGUGAUUCAAUAACUGUUGGAAAUGAAUUUCAGUCUUCAACUACUUCAUCGAACAUGGUAGUUAUGAUGACUAAUCCAAUUGUAGCUACACCUGUCUUCAGCUCUAAUGCUGGUGUUAGUGGUAGUAAUACUGGAACAAAUUCUAAUCGAUCUGCUACCACUGCAUAUGGAGGUACAGAAUCUUCGGUGCUGCAUAAUCAACAAUAUCCACCAAUGUUUAAAGCUCGUGAAGAAGUAUUACGUUUAUUUGAACAACUUUGUAUUAGACGACCAAAUGAUAUUAAAGAUGUAUUACCGGAAGUUGUUGAAGUGAUCUUAGCUUGUUCUGAUCGUACGCGUUUAAAAGAACGCGGACUAGAUUAUAUAUUUCCUGCGCUAACACCUUUCCACGCAUAUUCAAGUCAUACACGUUUACAGAAAGCGUGUACAGGUGGUGUUAAUGGUUCUUUAACAUUUUAUGAUUUUAAAAUUGGACGAUACUUUGUAACAAUGGGGCAUAAAGGUCCUGUCACUGCUAUUUGUUUUAAUUCUGAUGGCCGACAAGUAGCAACUUAUUCAUUGACUGAAAGUACACUACGUAUAUGGCAGCUACAUACAACUGGAUUUUUUGGUAUGGGUGGACAACAAGUUAAACCAUUAUCUAUUCAUCCUGUCCCACCAUUGAUUCCUCCUCCGUCUUCUACACCAAAAUUAUCUUCUACUUCAGCAUUAUCGCAUAAUGAAUUUGUUAAUAAUAAUGACAUGAAUAAAAAUCAACAUCCACUUCCAGAUCGUUUAGAAGUAUGGAUUGAUUGGCCAGAAUCUCGUGUUUUGCAUUUGGUUACAAAUAUUGGUAUUAGACGACGUGUUGCAUUAUGAAUUUUUCUAAUUAUAAGAAAUGAACAAGUAUUUGUUUAUUUAUCUGUUCAUCUAUUUCAUUUAUUUGUUCAUGCUUCUUCUUUCAUUUCUGGC
This is a messenger RNA of Schistosoma bovis, 6140 nucleotides long. The record is from the annotation of a GenBank genome assembly. NCBI's taxonomy places the organism in Eukaryota, Metazoa, Platyhelminthes, Trematoda, Strigeidida, Schistosomatidae.